AUGCCGAUGCUCGCGGAUCCCUCUAUCAAGUACAAACCGUACACACCUCUCAACCUGCCUGAUCGCCAAUGGCCAGCCAAGAUCAACCGCGCACCACCCAUCUGGCUUUCCACCGACCUCCGCGAUGGGAACCAAGCCUUGGCGAACCCGAUGACUAUUCCGCAGAAGAUGUCAUUCUUCGAGACCCUCGUCAAAUGCGGGUUCAAGGAGAUCGAGGUCUCAUAUCCCGCUGCGAGUGAUACGGACUUCAAUUUCGUUCGGAUGUUGAUCGAGGAGAACAGGGUGCCGGACGAUGUGUGGCUGCAGGUCCUCACUCCUGCUCGGGAGGAUCUCAUCAAGCGAACAGUCGACGCCGUAGCGGGAAGCAAGCGUGCUAUCAUCCAUAUGUACAACGCGACGAGCUGCCUCUUCCGCACAGUCGUCUUCCGCAAUUCAAAAGAGGAAACACUCGCGCUCGCGGUCAAGCAUACCGAGAUAAUCCGGAAGCUGACUGAAGAGUGCACAGCAAAAUAUGGGACGCAGUUCCGGUACGAGUACAGUCCCGAGACGUUCUCGCAGACGGAGCCCGAGUUCGCGCUGGAGGUGUGCGAGGCGGUGAAGAAAGCGUGGGGCAAGGCUGGGACUGCGUACGACGAGAGGAUCAUCUUCAACCUCCCGGCUACGGUCGAGAUCGGUCCUCCAAAUCAUUAUGCGGACCUAGUCGAGCAUUUCUCUCGCAACAUAUCAGAACGAGAGAAGAUUUUCAUCAGUCUACAUCCACAUAACGACCGCGGCACUGGUAUCGCUGCUGCUGAGCUGGGUCAGAUGGCAGGCGCGGACCGUGUUGAAGGAUGCUUGUUUGGGAACGGCGAGCGCACUGGAAACGUCGACCUCGUCAACCUCGCACUAAACCUCUACACACAAGGCGUCCACCCCAAGGUCGACUUCUCCGACAUCCAGGCUGUCAUUGACGUUGUCACCGCCUGCAAUGACCUCCCCGUCCACCCCCGCCAUCCGUACGCAGGCGAGCUCGUCUUCACCGCGUUCUCCGGUUCCCAUCAGGACGCGAUUAAAAAGGGUUUUGAGGCCCAGCGCGCGCGCCACGCGAAGGCGCGAGCGCAGGGCGAACCGGAACACUGGGAGAUGCCGUACCUUCCCAUUGACCCCGCUGAUCUUGGAUCUACGUACGAAGCCGUUAUUCGCGUCAACGCGCAAUCAGGCAAGGGCGGAAUUGCUUACCUCGUACAGCAGCACCUGGGCCUGGACAUGCCGCGCAAGCUGCAGGUAGCGUUCUACGCUGUCAUCCAGGAGAUCGCGGACCGCGAGGCGCGCGAGAUGACGGUGGAGGACAUCACGACAGCGUUCAGGAAGACGUUCCAUCUCGGCGGAUCUGCGUAUGAGGGCCGCCUCAACCUCAAAUCGUUCCGGAUCUCGGCGGAACCUGCGGCAGGGGGCGUCGACGGCGAGGCCGUGGACGAGCGCAGGCAGUUCGACGGCACCGUCUCUGUCGACGGGCAGCUGCGCGUCCUGCGUGGGGAUGGGAAUGGUCCCCUAUCUGCUCUUCUCGACGCGCUCCGCACGCACCUUCAGAUCGACCUUUCCCUGCGCGAGUACUCGGAGCAUACGAUCGGCCAGGACCAGAACGCCAAAGCGGCAUCCUUCGUCGAGCUCGUCCCCAACAGCGGUGACGUCAAGGAGACCCGCGCAUCGACCGAGUCGUACUGGGGCGUCGGCAUCGACGCGGACAUCGCCGGGUCAGGACUGCGCGCAGUCCUGAGCGCGGCCAACAAUGCGAUCGGGGACCGCCCGCUGCCCGAGCUCAAACUCAGCGUCGGGUUCAACGCGCGCUCCGGCCAGGCGGACAUUGCAACGGCUAUCCUGAACUCGCUCAAGCUGGAGCUGCCUAGGCGGCUGCAGGCAAGCUUCUUCGAAGCCGUGCAGCGCGCGGCGCAUGGCUCCGGGGGCGAGAUCUCGUACGACGCGCUGGUCGGGCUCUUCCGCGAGAGGUACGGGUACUACGACGAGGAGGAGAACCCGCGGUUCGCGGUGAAGAGCUUCAAGCUCGAACACCUGAACGCGAGCGGGAGGGCGAAGCUCUCUGGAGAGUUCAUUAUCAACGGCAAGCCCGUCUCGUUGGAGGGUGAGGGCAACGGGCCACUGUCGGCGGCCGUGGAAGCGGUCAACCGUGGGUUGGAUGGGAAAGUGUCGAUCCGCGAAUACGCGGAGCACUCAAUCGGAGAAGGCUCAGAAGUGAAGGCGGCAUCGUACGUUGAAGUUGCGUAUGAGGGCCCUGGUGGGAGUCCGAAGUGGACAACGUGGGGCGUCGCGAUCGACAGUGACAUAACGGCGUCCGGUUUGAAAGCGGUCUUGGCUGCCACGAAGGCGGUUGAGCUUGCGGACGAGGAGGCGAGAAGGACGGCAGGGCAGAAAUAG
Dichomitus squalens LYAD-421 SS1 is the source of this 2412-nucleotide messenger RNA. Its product is annotated as 2-isopropylmalate synthase. Gene Ontology annotation, biological process: L-leucine biosynthetic process. The record is from RefSeq and is a predicted model, not a curated record. NCBI's taxonomy places the organism in Eukaryota, Fungi, Basidiomycota, Agaricomycetes, Polyporales, Polyporaceae. Gene Ontology annotation, molecular function: 2-isopropylmalate synthase activity. The coding region runs from base 1 to 2412 and encodes 803 amino acids. Gene Ontology annotation, cellular component: mitochondrion. The transcript is spliced from 5 exons.